AUGUCCAGCAGUGACUUUUACCCACGUUACUACGUGGGUUACAAAGGCAAGUUUGGUCAUGAGUUCCUGGAGUUUGAAUUCCGAUCUGACUGUAAAUUGCGAUAUGCCAACAACAGCAAUUACAAAAAUGAUGUCAUGAUCAGGAAAGAGGCUUAUGUACAUAAAAGGGUGAUGGAAGAAUUAAAGAGAAUUAUUGAUGACGGUGAAAUCACCAAAGAAGAUGAUGCUCUGUGGCCCCCUCCUGAUCUAGUGGGCCGGCAGGAGCUUGAAAUUGUCAUUGGAGAUGAACACAUUUCUUUUACAACAACAAAAAUUGGUUCCCUUAUUGAUGUCAACCAGUCCAAGGAUCCAGAAGGCUUGUGA
Molecule: messenger RNA, 363 nt
Organism: Grammomys surdaster
Lineage: Eukaryota; Metazoa; Chordata; Mammalia; Rodentia; Muridae
Product: protein mago nashi homolog
Exons: 2
Coding region: 1-363 (120 amino acids)
Biological process (GO): RNA splicing
Cellular component (GO): nucleus; exon-exon junction complex; catalytic step 2 spliceosome
Source: RefSeq, a predicted model, not a curated record